Poecilia reticulata (guppy) is the source of this 1266-nucleotide messenger RNA. It is a transcript of the gene slc25a5, whose product is annotated as solute carrier family 25 member 5. The record is from RefSeq and is a predicted model, not a curated record. Gene Ontology annotation, biological process: mitochondrial ADP transmembrane transport; mitochondrial ATP transmembrane transport; negative regulation of mitochondrial outer membrane permeabilization involved in apoptotic signaling pathway. Gene Ontology annotation, cellular component: mitochondrial inner membrane. NCBI's taxonomy places the organism in Eukaryota, Metazoa, Chordata, Actinopteri, Cyprinodontiformes, Poeciliidae. Gene Ontology annotation, molecular function: ATP:ADP antiporter activity.
UCCCGGUUUGAUUCUGCCAUUUCAACUCCACCUGCAAACCCCACGGAGCGAGCAGCGGGACGGCGUCCGGAAACACCCGAAGAUGACUGAUACGGCUAUCUCCUUCGCUAAGGACUUCCUCGCCGGCGGCAUCGCCGCUGCCAUCUCCAAAACAGCCGUAGCCCCCAUUGAGAGAGUGAAACUUCUCCUCCAGGUGCAACAUGCCAGCAAACAGAUCACAGCCGACAAGCAGUACAAAGGCAUCGUGGACUGCGUUGUCCGCAUCCCCAAAGAGCAGGGCUUCCUUUCCUUCUGGAGAGGCAACUUGGCCAAUGUCAUCAGAUACUUUCCCACACAAGCCCUCAACUUUGCUUUCAAGGACAAGUACAAGAAGAUUUUCCUGGACGGCGUAGACAAGCGCACGCAGUUCUGGAGAUACUUUGCAGGUAACCUGGCGUCCGGCGGCGCAGCGGGGGCCACAUCGCUCUGUUUUGUCUACCCACUCGACUUUGCCAGGACGCGUCUCGCUGCCGACGUGGGCAAAGCAGGGCAGGAACGCGAGUUCAAGGGCCUGGGUGACUGCUUGGUGAAGAUCUUCAAGUCUGAUGGCCUCAAAGGUCUGUACCAGGGCUUCAACGUCUCAGUGCAGGGCAUUAUCAUCUACAGAGCAGCCUACUUUGGCGUCUACGACACAGCAAAGGGCAUGCUCCCAGAUCCCAAGAACACACACAUUGUUGUGAGCUGGAUGAUCGCUCAGUCUGUAACCGCCGUCGCCGGUCUCGUGUCCUACCCCUUCGAUACCGUCCGUCGUCGUAUGAUGAUGCAGUCUGGACGCAAAGGAGCUGAUAUUAUGUACACCGGCACCCUGGACUGCUGGAGGAAGAUCGCACGUGAUGAAGGCAGCAAGGCCUUCUUCAAAGGAGCCUGGUCCAAUGUGCUCAGAGGCAUGGGCGGAGCCUUCGUGCUCGUCUUGUAUGACGAGCUUAAGAAAGUCAUCUAAGUUGGUUGUGUCUCUCCAUUGUUCAUGUUAAAUUUAUCUGUAACAUAUCUUGUACAUUUGGAAGGACUUAAAUACCUGAGCUAUAUAUGUUUAUAGGGGACCAACUAGUAUUUUUUUACUAGUUGUACCAGGGGAAUGUGUUAUGCACGCGUUUUUUUUUUUUUUUGUUGGCCCAUUCUUUUCCUUUUUCUUUUUUUGGUUUGCCCCUCACGAGAAUUUCAUUCCCUGACUGCAAGAUCUUUGCCAGAAUAUGAGAAAUAAAGGCAACCUACUGCGUGUACCUCCUA